Lepus europaeus (European hare) is the source of this 3353-nucleotide messenger RNA. It is a transcript of the gene SHOX2, whose product is annotated as SHOX homeobox 2. The transcript is spliced from 6 exons. Gene Ontology annotation, biological process: regulation of transcription by RNA polymerase II. Gene Ontology annotation, molecular function: sequence-specific double-stranded DNA binding; DNA-binding transcription factor activity, RNA polymerase II-specific. NCBI's taxonomy places the organism in Eukaryota, Metazoa, Chordata, Mammalia, Lagomorpha, Leporidae. The record is from RefSeq and is a predicted model, not a curated record. Gene Ontology annotation, cellular component: nucleus. Bases 302 to 1402 code for a protein of 366 amino acids.
CGCCGCCCCCGCCCCUCCCCCGCCGCCCCCUCCGCUCCCAGUCCUCCUCCUCCUCCUCCUCGUCUUCGUCCUCCUCCUCCUCUUCUCACUUCUCGUUCUCCUUCUACUUCUCCUCCUCUUUCUUCUUUCUUCUCUUCUUCUUCCUCCUCCUCCUCCUCCUCCCGCUCCUCCCCCACCCCUGCCCCAUUGAUGUGUUGUUAUUGGGGGGGCUGGAGCAGUAAGAAAAGGAGGAGGAAAAAAGGAGCGGGGCUCGGCUGGGAGCGGCUGGGCGCGGGGCCGACGGGCGGCGGCGGCGGCGGCGAUGGAAGAACUUACGGCGUUCGUCUCCAAGUCCUUUGACCAGAAAGUGAAGGAGAAGAAGGAGGCGAUCACGUACCGAGAGGUGCUGGAGAGCGGGCCGCUGCGCGGGGCCAAGGAGCCGAGCGGCUGCGCCGAGCCCGGCCGCGACGACCGCAGCAGCCCGGCAGUCCGGGCGGCCGGCGGAGGCGGCGGCGGAGGAGGCGGAGGCGGAGGCGGAGGAGGCGGAGGAGGUGCAGGAGGAGGAGGAGGAGCAGGCGGAGGAGCUGGAGGAGGGCGCUCUCCCGGCCGGGAGCUGGACAUGGGCGCCGCCGAGAGGAGCCGGGAGCCGGGCAGCCCGCGGCUGACCGAGGGUAACGGCCCGAUCCCCCGGCCGCGAACGAAGCCAAGGCAGAAUAAGGUCCGGGCUAUGCUGCUGCUCCCGGGAGAGACGUUUAGGAUUCAUUUUAGGGUUUUGUCCCCGGAGCUGAAGGAUCGCAAAGAGGAUGCAAAAGGGAUGGAGGACGAAGGCCAGACCAAAAUUAAGCAGAGGCGAAGUCGGACCAAUUUCACGCUGGAACAACUCAAUGAGCUAGAGAGGCUUUUUGACGAGACCCACUAUCCGGACGCCUUCAUGCGGGAGGAACUGAGCCAGCGGCUGGGGCUGUCAGAGGCCCGAGUGCAGGUUUGGUUUCAAAAUCGAAGAGCUAAAUGUAGAAAACAAGAAAAUCAGCUCCAUAAAGGUGUCCUCAUAGGGGCUGCCAGCCAGUUUGAAGCUUGUCGAGUUGCACCCUAUGUCAAUGUAGGUGCUUUAAGGAUGCCAUUUCAGCAGGAUAGUCAUUGCAACGUGACGCCCUUGUCCUUUCAGGUUCAGGCGCAGCUGCAGCUGGACAGCGCCGUGGCGCACGCGCACCACCACCUGCACCCGCACCUGGCCGCGCACGCGCCAUACAUGAUGUUCCCGGCGCCGCCCUUCGGACUGCCGCUUGCCACGCUGGCCGCGGACUCGGCCUCUGCCGCCUCAGUAGUGGCGGCUGCCGCUGCCGCCAAGACUACCAGCAAGAACUCCAGCAUCGCCGAUCUCAGACUGAAAGCCAAAAAGCACGCGGCUGCCCUGGGUCUGUGACGCCACCGCCAGCGCCACCGUCGCGCCUCCCGCGCGGCGCUCAGCCUGCACGCCCUCCGCGCUCCACUGCUUCUCCGUUACCCCCUUCGAAUCCCUGGAGCCCGCCCUCUUUCCGCCCUGCUGACCAGCCCCUGUCCCCUUCUGCAGCCCGGACUCGAAGGGCCGGACUCCGCGCCAGACCCGGGAUCCCCCGCGGCGCACCUGCCCCGUGGCUCCCGCCCAGUCCACCCAAGGGCCUAGAAAUGGGCUUUGUAGGAGCGGGUUUGGGGAAGUCCGGAGAGAGACUGGACGAGAGAGUGUGGACAGCGGAGUGUGGCUCACGACAAAGCUGCGACAUGGACUCACAUAGAAAUAAAAUCUUGACAAAAAUGAGGAAAAAAAAUAGAAAAGACAAACCUGAGAAAAAAGAAAAAGGAAACUUAUUUCUUAUUGCUGUUUCGCAGAAGCUGAAAUCGGAGAGAAGGAAGGAGCAAAACCGUUUUAAAAAAAUUAAAGUAUUUUAUACAUUAAAAAAAAAUACGGGAAAGUAACCUGGACGAAUCUCGAGAGAAUGGGGGAGGGGGUUUUACCAACUUAAAUGUAUGUGUGUGUGUGUUUUUUUUUUAAUGGGCUAAGAAGGCAAAACAGAAGGAAGAGGUAUACUUAUUUAAAUAAUUAUGAUGAAAAAAGUGCGCAGCUGGGAAGUUCACAGGUUUUGAAACUGACCUUUUUCUGCGAAGUUCACUUUAAUACGAGAAAUUUGAUAAGAGAGGCGGGCCUCCUUUUACGUUGAAUCAGAUGCUUUGAGUUUAAACCCACCAUGUAUGGAAGAGCAAGAAGAGGGAUGAGAGUCCAAAAACGAGAAGAGGAAAAAAUGAUAUUAAUACAAAAAAAGAUGCCACAGACAAUGAUUUCCCUGAGAAAUUAUUAUGGCAGAACUGUCCGGACUGCUGACAGUAAAUUCUGGUUUGCAUGUUACUUGUAUUCCAUUGAUGGUGUCUCCCCCUACCCCUCUUUACUCAUGUGCACUCACUCCAUUUUCAUCUUCAGAACAACAACAACAACGACAAAAAAACAAUACCAGAAGCAUCUGGAAAUUGAUAUAUAUGUCUAUUUGCCCUGUCUUUGAUCCUGCGGGGUGAAUGGGAAAAGUCAUGAGGGGAGGGAGGAAAUACACUCUGGUUGUUCCAAGCGGACAGAGGCAGGCAAAAGGUGUGGGGGAAGGACAAAGAAGACAGAAAACCAAAAGAAAUAAAGUCCAACGCCUAGCACACAGUAGGCGCUCCAUGGGUGUUAGUCCCUCCCUCCCUGUUUCUCUGUUCCCUCCUGCUGGCUUCCGGAAGUCCUAUUUGAGGGCAGUGCUUGAUUUCCCGCUCUCUAUCCAGACAAAUCCACCUAAAAAAGCACCCAGCUAUAUACAGGCACUAGGUUUGUGUAAAAUAUGUUGAUACACACGAACAAAGUUUAUUUUGGCUAUAAUGUGUGAACUGAUGGUUGACUUUCAACAUUUGCAUUUUAUCUCACAAAGGUGUAUCUAUUCAAGUAAUCUUUUUUUUGUUUGUUUCAAUUCAUGUAGCUAUUUAAACUGGGAUACCUUGGAUUAAGCAAUCUGUAUCUAGCAAGCCUCUUUAGUUUUAUUAAUUUUUUCCUUCUAAUUUACAAGAAAGAGAAAAAGCUCUUCUCACUGAACUUUGGUAUGCGGUUGAGCUUUGUAACUAUUUGUUCUCCAUGAAAACAAAAUUAUUUAUAUUUGCCAUAUUUUUUCUAGUGUAUUAAGUUAUUUUAAACAAAAGAAGAUGCUGUUAUCUCAUGACGUGUUGUCAGUACAAAAUGUUUCGGCUCCACCUCUGUAAAACGUUUUAAAUAAGUGCCAAGUUAUUAAUCGAAGACACUUUGCGAUCAAUUGAAUGAAAAUAGUAUUGUUUCAUUUGAUGGGGUUCGCGUCAUCUUUGUUCCUGUUACUAUUAAAAUA